AUGGAAUUUUCAGGCAAACUCGAUACGUUUCUUGGCCUUGGAGGACGUUAUGCAAAAUUUCAAGCGAGGAACCGCGAGUUGGGGAACGUUUGGAGAAUUGCUGGUACGCAUACUUGUCCCUCAAUGCACCCACUGCUAAUUCUGCCAGGAUCGGCUGUUAAGGCUUCUGUCGCCGCAAACAAAUUAGCAAAAGCAGAACAGAGAAGAGAGAAGGCCGUAAGACAGCGCGAAGAUCGAAAGGGCGAAUCUUUUAAAGGAAAAAAAGAUGGAUCGCCCUCGGAAGGAUUCAAGGCUCAGACCUCCCCAACAGCUGAAACCGCCUCUACUUCUGCUGAGCCAGAGGCCGCCGAGAAGCAGUGCGACGAGGACGGCGAAGAAUAUCCCCAGACAUCAGAAGAAGAGCAGAAGGCAAAUUUGGAGGUGAGAGAAACAUUGAUGGUGUUCAUGGAUGUGGAUGGUUUUCGUCAGGGUGCGAAGCACCUACAGGAGACGAUGCCACUGAUAUUGGAGACAAUGUUGAAUGUUUGCGUCGUGGAUAUCGAGGCAACUGUCAGACAGGUUGCUAAGAAAGUUUUGAAAGAUCUUGACACGCCUAUUGAAAUAAGACGCCAACGCGCUGAGGGGUUGAUUGAGCUCGGAAAGAUUUUCCAACAUGAAGCUGAGGUGUUCAAAAAAGAUCACAAGGACCGCAAGAUUGAUGUCUUCAAACACAUGGAAGACGUGUUCAUCAGAGCUGCUCAAGAGCGUGAUCGCGAGGCCCACAAAGAUGAAAGCCCCACACCAAGUUGA
Molecule: messenger RNA, 789 nt
Organism: Condylostylus longicornis
Lineage: Eukaryota; Metazoa; Arthropoda; Insecta; Diptera; Dolichopodidae
Exons: 1
Coding region: 1-789 (262 amino acids)
Source: RefSeq, a predicted model, not a curated record